AAAAUGUAUUGAAAUUAUAGACCAAUAGUUGUCACCAAUCGAUGGUCAAUAUGAUUACUGGUCACCAUUUGGUCACUACUAUCAUCAUUAUUGGCCAUCAAUUGACUACAAGUUAAUAUUGAAAAGUAGAUAAUUAGAUGAUAUUUGUCAAGAGUUAUGGCUGAGGAAUAUAAUAUGUCUGGCGUUGCGGCCAUUAUAUGCAUCGCAAUCGGGAUUUUGAUCUUUGUUUUGCUAUUUAUUUUUGCAAAACGACAAAUCAUGAGAUUAUCACUGAAGAAUCGUUUUGUUCCUCAUAUUCCUCUGGCAAGAGAUGCACCAAAAAGUAUGAGACAGAGGAUCGAAGCGAAACUGAAUGUCGUGCGAGACAUCACUUUUGAACCAAAUCUCAUGAAUAAAGGCGACAACGACACCAAUGAUGCAAAGCAACCACUUUAUGACCACAUUUACCGCAUGAAAGCAGUCGACUCAUUGACUUUAUUAGAGGCCGACAUAAUAGAGUUGACGGGAAAUUAUAAUUUAAAGCGACCGCCCGGUCAGGACUUGAGAUACUACUUAUUAAAACUAGUCAGAGAUGACGGACCACUUGCUAAUUGUGAUACUAAGUUAAUAAAUCAAUUUGUCGACAGUUAUAACGGUUCCAGACAUGAACCAUAUCCUGUGUUUAAUUUAGAUAAUUACAAUCAAUUCAUGACUUUGUUGAAUACAAUACGCAAUAGUAUUCAAAAUAAAACUUCUAAUAGAAAGACAAAACUCAAAGGCAAAGACACGACCGCACAGAUGGUCUUCAACGGUAAGACACAGGUCUCGAUCCGUCAAAAUAAAGUGGAUUUUGUCGAUACAGAUGAGACGUCUGUUUAAUUAAUAAUUUAAUAAAUUGUAUUAUAAU
Molecule: messenger RNA, 886 nt
Organism: Oppia nitens
Lineage: Eukaryota; Metazoa; Arthropoda; Arachnida; Sarcoptiformes; Oppiidae
Product: protein C1orf43 homolog
Exons: 3
Coding region: 157-858 (233 amino acids)
Source: RefSeq, a predicted model, not a curated record